Molecule: messenger RNA, 9361 nt
Organism: Chironomus riparius
Lineage: Eukaryota; Metazoa; Arthropoda; Insecta; Diptera; Chironomidae
Source: the annotation of a GenBank genome assembly
AAUUGAGAAAUUCCUCUGGUUUAUAGUACUCUUCGUCGCCUUCAACACACUUUGUGAUUUCUUUGAUGCCUUCUCGAUAUGCAAGAAUUAUUAAUGAAAGUUGAAGGCACAAUAAUUCAAAAAGCUGAUGUUUAUCGCGCGCAUAAAGCAUAUUGAACACUAUCAUAAAAGUCAUUUCAUUUGAUAUUGAGAAAUAACUUCCCAUUGAUACAUGAAUAUUCUUUUUGACAUCAAUGCUACCGUCGCUAAACCAAUGAAUUCCGCAUGAUUCAGUCAAUAGUUCCUGGUAUUUCCUCUUAAUAAUUGAAUCCUGUUCACUGGAAGUUCAAUUUAUGACAUUAUUUGGUAUUGGUGACUUUAUGAAUAUGCUACUUACUCCGGCAGAAAUUUGUAGUAAGACCUAAUAAUCUCUUGCAACUUCGACCAUAAUUGAUUAUAAGCACAAUUUUCUACGUAAGUUCCUAUAAUUGUCUGACGAAAUAUUAUGCAUCUAUCGCAUUUGCAAUGAAUGUUAAAUGAUCUCUCCGUAUGCUUCACGACUGCCUUAUUGUCCUAAUGAUGAUAUUAAUUAGAUAAUUUAAGCCAAGCACAUGUUGUUUAUUUACUUACAUUUUCAGCAUUUUUUAAUUCUUGAAUUUCAUUUCUUGCUAAGAUUUUAACUGCACGCUGCCAGAACUGCUCAUCUUUCCUAAGAAUAUCCAAGUCUGCACUCUGUUUAUCCUUCUUCUUGUCCUUAUCAUUUGACUUUAUAUCCAUUUGCUAUUUAAAUAAUGAAAAAUUUGUUUUUUUAUAGAAAUUUAUUGAAAUUGUUUAUGUGUAUGAUAUUUCGUCAUGUCUUUAAUUAAUGACUCUUAUCUGUCCGUACAUUAGAUAUAUUAUCCAUGACUAAAAUCCUUUAUAAACACCGUUUAAUGCCGUUUUUUAAUAAAAAAAUUAAAUUUCAAUUUUUUUUUUAAUUUUUCGUAUAAACUUAGCUAUUGCCCCUUUUUGGGAUCGUUCGCCAGUUAUGUCUUCAUUUUAUGUACAAGGAGCGGAUUUUUAAGCUGUGGAAUACAUUGUGUAGCUGAUUGAAGGAGUGGUGGGUUGCGAAUAUAUUAAUUUUAAGAUGACGCAAUUUAUGAAUGACCCCAAAAAAGGCUCGAAUGUCAACAAAAAAUUCAAAUUUAAAAAAACUGUUGAUGAAGUUAAACCGAUUGUCUUAAUUCAUAAUUUUACGUGAGUGACCAGCCUAGUUUUUGGGAAUUUCGCCAUUUAUAAAAGGUUUAUAAAAAAUUCAAAAUUGCUGCGUAAACAAACAAAUGUACAAAAUGUAGUUUAUAUUUUUAACGCCUUUCAAAUUUUUGAUUUUUUUUGCUUGUAAUUUGUUUGUUUACAAAAAAAAUCGAAAAGUGAAAUUUGAAAAUGUCAUGAAAAUAUCACUCAAUAAUAAUGUUAAAGCUCUUAAAAUAGCUAGAACAGCUUAUGUAUCUUCUCCUUUUCGUAAUCAAAACAUAAUAUUUGGGAUUAUUGAUUGAAUAAUUGAGAAUUUUGAGAAUUUAAUUUUGAUGCUUUUUUUAAAGAUAGUAUUAGUGAAAAAUUCAAAUUAUAUUUGUCCGGUAAGCAAAAAUCCUUUAAACGUCGGGGUUCAUCAAUUAUUGGGUUAAAAAUUGAUUAUGAAUAGGAACAUGGACGGAAUGAGUAAAAAGAUGAAAAAGAGAUAUAAUAAAUUCAUAAAAAGUCAAAAGAAGCAGAAAAAAAAGAAUAAAAAGGUGAGGAAUGUGGAUGAAAAAAGAUUUGGUGAUUAUUAAUGUGCACUUGAAUCCAAGGGGGUCACACAUUGAUGAAGAUUGUGUAAUUGGUGGGAAAACAGAUAUGUUUGUGCAAAAUGCACUGUAAUUAAGUCAUGGAUCUCAAAAAGUUUCUAAAAUAUAACAAGUUUCAUUGCAAAGUUUAUCAUAAACAAAGAGUUUACGGUUUUAGGAAUUCACCACAUUUGAGUUUUAAUAUUCGUGUGAUGCACCCCCCUUGUUUUAAUAGAAAAAGAGAGAAAAAUAGUGAAAAUAUAAAAAAUAAUAACGAAAGUUUAAUUAUCUUCGUGAUGCAUUAAGAUGAGUUUUAACCAGCGUAACUUGAACCCAAACAUUUGGGAAGGGCCACGACAAAAUAAUCCACAACAGUUCAUUAAUAAUCAACAAAAUUUUUAUGGAAAUAACAGCAAUUUUCCUCCUAGACCAAAUUUUCAUUCACAGCAAAAUCAAUUAAGGCCACUUUUAAACUUGCCACAACAGCCUGGUUCACAUGAGCAUCAUCCAAAUUUUCGGAACUUUAAUAAUAACAAUCAGGAUUUCGGACGAAACAACAAUAAUCGAGGACGACCGAAUUUUCAUAACCACAAUAAUCACCCAAAGUGGCAAAAUAGAGGAAAUGAUCCAGCAAAAGAUAAUAAUGGAGAUCGCUUUUCAAGAGGGACAUCGGCUGAAAAUUCUCAACAAAAUGAUGAUCCCAAGCCAAAAAGUCUUGUGGAACAUUUAAAGUCGACCAUGAAAAAGAAUCCAAGAAGCAAAUCACAAGAAAGUCCAGCAAAUGAAAGUAUUGAUGCUUGUGCUAAAAAUGCAUCAAAAAAGCUCCUUAGUCAGCUUAAAACGAUGGAUAAGGAUAAUGUGAAAGAGUUGAUUAAUAAUCCUAAACAGCCACAUAGAAAAGCUGUCCUUAAUAUUCAGGCACGAGAAAAAUUGCGUGAAGGAAUGAGGAAACAGCUCAAGACACUUGGUGCUGAAGAUGAUCAAGAAGUGUCAUUUGAUGCAGUCGAAAGUGUUAAUUAUGAGAAUAUUCCUGAAACUUUAAUUGCACAAAUUGGACGUACUGUUGAUAUGGAUUUAAGUGUUGAAGAUAUGGACUUACAGCCCGACAUGGAUGAUGAAAUUGUCGAGGAUAAGGACAUUGAAGUGGUAACAAAGAAUUUAGGAAAUGAUUUCCUUUAUGGAUCAGAAAUGCUGUUAAUGAAUGGCUUCAAUUUGCUUGGUGAAAGUGAAAAUGAGGCUGAUUUAAAAAUUCCAGAAGAACGAUUCUUUCCUCCUCCACUACCUGCAGAUCCUGUUAUUAGACCACCUGAACCAGUUCCACCGCCUGAAAAGCCACCAAGUCAAAGAUCAUUUGAUGAAUGGGAAAUUGAUACAGCUAGAAAUCCUGAUCCACCAUGUCUUAAUAAAAUUAAUAAUGUGAAAAUUCAAACAAUACCCGUCAUUGUAAGUCAUCCCACGCCACCAUCACAAAUUUUACCUCCUCAACAACAACAACAAUCUACAAAUAUCAUUAAUACUGUAAAUAAUGUAUCCAAAAAACAACAUGAAAAUCCUCUCCUUAUUGCACUUGGUGAAACAAAAGAACAAAUUCCAACGAGUACUAACAUUAAAAUUAGUACAAACAAUAUAAUUGGAACUAGUUCUUUAGCGGAGAAUAAACUCGUCAAAAUACAUUCAUCAUCUUCUCAAGAUUCCUUUAAAACGCCAUCAAUUCCUGAUCUUGUUACAUCUACACCGUUCUUGAAUGAUGGAAAUAAAACGCCAUUUAAUGACAGUGGCAAGACUCCAUUUAAUGAUGGUGGUAAAACUCCAUUUAUUGGAUCAGAAACGCCUUAUAUCGGCUCAGAAACGCCUUUCAUUGGAAGUGAAACACCUUUUAUUGGUUCAGAAACUCCCUUUAAUGGCUCAGAAACACCAUUUAUUGGAUCUAAUGAUGAACAAAAUAUUUUCGAGACACCAAUACGUCAGAAAAUAUCAGAGGAUAAAAAGCCAGUACUAGAAAACACUCCUGGAAGUGACGCACCAAAAACUGACGAGAACACUGAGAAACCAAAACAAAGAGCUGACGAAACAUAUGGCGAAUAUCGCAGGCGAAUAGCAAAUAUUGGUGAGGAUGAAAAUAUUUUUCCAAAGGAUGAUUUCAGUAAACCAAUAAAACGCCCACCACCAGCACCCAAAAGGAAACAACCAAACAACGAGUGGGAUGAUGAUAAUCGAAGUCCAGUACAUCCUGGUAAAAGCAGCUGGAUGGCGAAUAACAUCAGAAAUAGUAAUGAGAGAAAGUCUCGUUUCGAAAUGAACCGAUCGAGAGACAAGAACAAUAGAAAUAAUGAUAGGAAUAACUUUAAUAAUAAGAAUAAAAACAAUUCACCAAGGACUCCAAUCAGUCCGUGGGAAACUUCGCGUGACAGAGAUAAUGAGGAUAUGCGAGAUGCUUUUAAUUAUCGAUUUGAUAAAACCAAUAAAAGUUCAAAUAAUAUUACAGAAAGUGGCGAAGAUCGAUUGUCAUGUCUCCUCAAUCCAAAACCCGUUCAGUUCAAAGGCUCAUUUAAUAAGCGCUCAGGUUUUAAUAAUAAUAAUAAUAAUAAUAAUAAAAGCAGUCGAGAAUCCGUGGACGAAAAGAGGGAUUUUCUGCCUGAUCAAAGUCGCGAAAGAACUCCAGUCAAUAAUUCUGUAGAACUAUUUGAAAUAAGCUCGCCGAAUGAUGUACGACCUUGUUAUCAAACAUUAAAGAAAAUCAUUGAAAUUGAAACGGAAAUCAAUAGAAUUCAUGACAAAAUUCACGGAAUCGACAAAGUCAUUUCAAAUCUACAAUCUGAACGUAUUGGACAUCAAAAAUCAUUCACAAAAUUACAGCAUGAUAAAAAGGUAUUACUUGAUAAUUUAGCUAAGCGUGCAAUGGCUAAUGACAGGGAACCAAUUGAGAGAACAGCAUCAAGAGAAAGUGAAAGGAACGUAGAGUCAUCAUUUGAGAUAAGACCACAUAAAGAAAUUAAGAAAGAAAAGGAUACAAGUAAUAAAACCAAGAAUAUUGAAGUUGUUGAGGAAAAAAAGAAACGUAAAGUUGAUGAUUCGCCACAAAUCUCAAUAGUAGCUGCUGAUGAUGAAAAUAAGAAAAAGAAAAAGUACACAAUUGAAGAGGAACCAAAAUCAGCAGCUCAAAAAGCUAAAGAAAGAGAAGAAGAAGAAAGAAGGAAGCGAAUUGAAGAAAUCAGACGUAAUAAGCAGCUUAGACGUGAAAAAGAAGAAAUAGAACGAAGAAAAUUGGAAGAAGAAGCUAAAAAGGAAUCAAAUGAUAAGAUUCUGAUCAUUAAUCGAGAUAAAGUUCAUGCAAAACUUAAGGAACGCGAGAAAGAAAAGAGAAAAGAACAAAAUAUCCAGUCACCGUCAUCUCUAAAGCCAUCGCCUAAAAGAUCAAAGGAAACGAUUCACUUGUUCUCAUUAGAUGAAGUCAUAGAUCCAGCAGAUCUUAAAAUGAAAAUGUUUAAGCUUGAGUUCACGAAAUUAUCAUUAAAACAGAAUAUUUUGGAUCAGUUUCAAGCUGGAAAAUGUCCAGAAAUUGAUAUUAAUGAGCUGAUUAGUCCAUCAUCCAGUAAUGCGCCUCUUCAAAGUGAUAUGUCAAUUGAUGAUGUAAUUCAAAUUAUUAAAAAGGAAGCAGAGCAAUCAAUUAAGCAAUCUAAGUCAGAAGUUCCAAAUUUGCCUGGUAAAACAUCAACAACAUCCAUAACAUCAAAAGUUUCAGUGACAAGCACUGAUAAAGAUCCGUUAGCAAUUGACGAUAAUGAAGAAAUUGUUAAUCCACCGACACCAGGAAGUAAUUUGACAUUAAAUGAUGAUAACGAUACAAAUGCGUCAGAUCAUGUUAAUAAUGAGCAAGACUAUUCAGAAUGGACGGGAAAUUUUGAAUCUCACAAUCAGCCAAUCGUUCACAUACAAAAUAUUAAUGGAAAGCAUAUGGUGUGUGCAGCAGAAGACGGAAAAUUAUACAAAUAUCGUCUAUCCAAUGGAAAAUGUGAUGCCGUUUUUAGCAAGCACACAGAAAUUUGCAACUCAUUUUUAUAUGAAGAUAUUGACAAAACUAUUUACACAGCCUCGUCUGAUGGCUUUGUUUAUAGAAUUAAGCUUAAGUUAUUUGAUUCUAUCGCAUCAAAACAUUUUAAUGAACCUUUACAAGUAAUUGAAAAAUCAAAAUAUGCUUUAUACGUGGGAGCCAAAAGUGGAAAUAUUUAUAAACUUAAACUUGACUUAAGUGAUGAAGAAAUUGAGCCUUUAUGCUGCGUCGAUGCAUUGAUUCUUUGUAUGAGAUCAGCAAAGGAAGGAUCAAGGCAUAUUCUUUUGAUAUCGUCUCGAAUGAAUGCUAUUCAGGUGCGUGAUGCAAGCGAAGGCCUUUUACUGAGAACACUGUCGAAUGACUUGAGCGGUGUUAGCAUUUAUGAUAUGCUUCUUGAGGGUAGUACAAUUUAUUGCGGUAGCAAUUUACAUGAAAUAUUCGCUAUUGAUUUUACGACUGGUGCCUUGAAAAAGAAGCGCAGCAUGAGCGGUGCAGGAGCAAUUUGCGUACGAAUAUAUAAAGAAAAUCUUAUUGUAGCGUGCUACGAUGGAAAUAUUUAUAUCUUUGAUUUAAAUGCUGAUGAUGACGCUUGUAAUAUUACUGGACCAUCAAAUAUGCUUUUAGCUAUGGAUCUCUGGGAUGACAAGAUAAUUGCAUCUACAAAAGAUAAGACACUGAAAAUCAUGAAUAUUCCAACAUGAAUAUUUGCUUAGUUUAUUUAAGCAUUGUGUGUGUCUUUAUGUCUUAAACUCAUGAGAUGAGCAUUGUGUUUGAAAUAUUAAGUUGUUUAAUUUAAAUCAUUUUAAUGAAAGGAAAAUAAAUCACAACAAAAAAAUGUAAAUUAAAAUAUCAUGUAGAAAUAAUAAAACGACACAAGAAUUACAUAUAUUUAAUUUCUUCGUGAUUUAACUUUCAAUAUCCCUGGCUUGAUUUCAGCACUUAGAUUUAAUGGCUCUAAAAAUUCAAAAAUUUGAAUGCAUUUUCAAUUGAAAAAUUUAAAAUUUUGAAAACUGUUCAAAUUUAAAAUACAGGAAUUCAAAGAUGAUCAAUGGCAAAAAAAGUAUCAGUUUAUUUAUAAGGAAACUUUUAAAAAUUGGUUGCAGCUUUAAUAAUUAACGAAUUUUUAAGGAUUAUUGGCAACCAAUUGUAUCAAAUCUGACUUCUUUAACUUCGACAAACCCGUAACAUUUUUACUUUUUAAAUAUUCCUUAAGCGUGUCAUUAGUCAGGUUCUUUGUGUCAUUCUUCUUGCAUAAUUCAUGAACUAAAUCAAAAUUUAUGUCUGCAGGAGCAUUUUUCUUUGCUGGCGGUCCAUCACUACUCUUUGCAGCUUUCCUUUUUGUUGUUGGAGCAUCAUCAAAUCCAUCAUAUAAUUCUUCCAAUAUUUUUACGUACGAGGCGAUUCUCCGUUCCUGUAAAUCAGUAUCAGGCAUGGUUGGAUCGUCAAAUACUUGUGGUUCUUCAUCAAACUCCAUUUCCUCUAAAAAGUUGUAGAUUUUAGCAAUUAUUGGAUUUCUAAAGUACAUUGGAUCAUAAUUGACAGUUAAUUUUGACAUUACAGAUGCCAUUGCCUUAUCAAUUUGUUCUUCGUCAUCUGUUUCCUUAACAAUAUAUUUUGAGACAUCUCGAAUGUCUUCAGUGUAAGGUAAAAACUCUAAUAGAAAGCCAUCAUUUGUAUAUAGGUCCUCAUUCUCUUGAACGGGUAUCAUGACAGCUAAUUCUGGGUAACUUUUGUAUCGCAUUGAAAAGGCACAAUAUGCAAUUUUAUUAAAUUUAAGACAAGUUUCCCAUAAAGUACGAAACAUUUUUGUGGAAUUUUUAAUGUGCUUAUCAGUUGGAUAGAUGAAAUAGCAUCUGCGUUUAUGUGUUAUUGGAUUGAAUGAUUCCGUUGGCUUAAAGCCUAAAAUUUUGAUCUUUGGCAGCAUGACUUGCUUCAUUUCGUAAACUUCAAGUGGUGUAAAUUUGACUUUCUUGCCACCAAUUUCUAGGUACUUUACAGACUUAUCUGCUGUUAAUUUCUGAUCAAAAUUGAUUUCUGCUUCAAUAUCAUUCUCAGUUUCUUCAAUUUUACCAAAUUUAAAGUUACGAUGUGAUCGAAUAAUUUCCUUAGACUUUCGAUCAACAAACACUGGCUUUGGUUCCUUAGUAACACUUAAUUGAGAAUAUAUACCGACACCGAACUGAGCUUUAUCGGAUAUUUCAACAUUUAGGUACGACAAUGCUCGACAGCGAGGAUCAUGAAGCAUAAAUUUAGUCUUUAAUGUCUGCACGUCAAAUGUAAAUGUUGGAUCAAGCGCAUCAAUUUCUGUAUUCAUAACUUUAGACAUAAGUUCUGUAUAGAACUCUUCAAUGUCAAGAUCACGAAGCAUUGGACAUAACUCAAAAUGCAUUUCUAAAUACUGUAAAUCUUUUGCCUUUUCCAUUGCUUCGUUAUAAUGAACUGUGUUAAUUUCAUGUGGAGUUGGAUUGUCUGUUAUCCAGAAAACAGUGAGAGAAUGAACUUUUGAUCCACAAUGAGACACGACUGAGUUGCAGAGCCAUAAAACAUCACUGAUUUUUGCCUUAUUUGAAUGACCAUAUCUGUUAUCAAAGUCAUUAAAGUCAUCAGAUUCUCUAGUAUUUUUGAUAUAACGAAUUGAAUCUGCUUCCACUUUGUGUAAAGGCAAAAAUACAGCACAGUUGCUUGGUGCAAUAAUUGAUGAAUCCAUGGCAUCUUUCGGAUCUGGUGAUUUCUCCGUAUUAAAGAAUAUUAUGCCAUUCUAAAAGACGAUAUUACUUAUACUGUAGAUAUUUAAAAUUAAAAACAAUGACUUACCAGAUCCUUGACUGAUCGCCGAACUUUUUCACGAAAUGCAAGAUCCAGUGCACUCAAAGUAACAUCAAAUGGUGAUGUUUUCUCUUCGGUAUCUGUAUCUACAACCUUCUCAAACAUAGAUUUAGACACAUCAAUGACGAACAGCACUAGAAAACAUAGUAAAAUUUACUAAAAGUCUGAGAAGAAUUAAGGAAAAACUUUACCAAUAUCUUUUCCAUCAUACACGAAUUUCUGGUCAUUGUCUUCAUCGUCACUAUCAUAAUUCUGGUCAAAUGAAUAGUUUAGAGACAUACUAUUCACAAAUUAUCCCGUACUUUCUUAAAUAAUUAAUUUUUUUACGAGCACUAGCUUUUUGCGCGGUAUUGUGAAAUUAGUUGUUGUUAUUAUAUUCACACCGUUUUCACGUGUGAAUCUAUUGGUUUUGUUCAGAUUGAAAAAUCAGUUUUUAGAAUUUUGCUAGGAUAUGGAGCAAGAUAGCUUAAAAUGUUCAGAGAUGAAAAGUUUGUGCCUUGAAUUUCACAUCUUUUGCAAAAAACAGAUUUCAAAUUGGUUGCGGCAUUGCUGAGAAAAUCGCAAAAUAUGCUUUCUGUAAGCGUGCAAUGGCUAAUGACAGGGAACCAAUUGAGAGAACAGUAUCAAGAGAAAGUGAAAGGAACGUAGAGUCAUCAUUUGAGAUAAGACCACAUAAAGAACAUUGACCGUACUUAACUUCCUU